GCGCAAGAUGCCCACAAGGCACCGCACCGGCAGCAGCAGAGGAGGGAGGGUGAGUGAGAGUGAGUGACACUGCACGGCGCUGCCCUCUGGUCUCGUUCGGUGGGCGACCGGGAGGCACGCAGCCACCCAGCUUGAUCUUUUUCCUCGAUCGACCCUCCUAGCGGCCGGCCAGCGAGCAAUGCCGCGCCGCCCGAGGGCCUCCCGCGGCGGCAGCGGCGGCGAGGAGGUGAAGAUGGAGGACUUCGUGGAGUCGAUGCUGAACCUGGGCGGCGGCGGCGAGGGCGAGGAGAGCGAGGAGGGGGAGCAGCUGCCGGCGGCGGACGCCACGCAGUACAAGUCCAAGAACCUGGACGCCGAGCGCCGGAGGAGGGGCAGGCUCAACACCAACAUCCUCAAGCUCAGGGCCGUCGUGCCCAACAUCACAAAGAUGAGCAAGGAGUCCACCCUGGCCGACGCCAUCGGUCACAUCAAGAAGCUCCAGAACCAGGUCCUCGAGCUGCAGAGCCAGCUCGCCGACUCGCCCGGCGAGGCCUGGGAGAAGCAAGGCAGCGCCUCCUGCUCCGAAUCCCUCGCCCCCACCGACAACAUCCAUUAUCAGGGUCAGGUGGAGCUGAUACCUCUGGGGUCUUGUAAGUACAACCUCAAGAUCUUCUGGACCAAAAGGGCAGGCCUCUUCACCAAGGUGCUGGAGGCACUCUGCAACUACAAUGUGCAGGUGCUUAGCCUCAACACCAUCACCUACUAUGGCUAUGCAGAGAGUUUCUUCUGCAUUGAGGUUAAGGGUGAGCAGGAUGUUGUGAUGGUGGAGCUAAGGGACCUCCUGUCCAGUAUUGUGGAGGUUCCAAGCAUUUGACCAUUCGAGGCCCUUGCAAACAAUAACUCACAGAAUUCAAAUGAAAGAAACCAUAUAUGAUUCUGUGGAAAUGCAUCCUCUUUUUAGAAAGAAAAAAAGAAGUCUAGCGUGGUGUGGUCUGUGUAGGGAGAGCAUACAGAGAUACAAUGUUGAACUGACAAAACUGACGGGAAGAAGUCUGAAUUUUGUGUUGAACAUGGGAAUCAUUUCAUAAUUCACCUUUGUAUUUUCUACUAAUGGUGUGGGUGGUAAUAAAUCAUGCAUACAGCAGUCCAACUCAAACUUUAACGGA
This is a messenger RNA of Triticum urartu, 1145 nucleotides long. RefSeq names its product transcription factor UDT1-like. The record is from RefSeq and is a predicted model, not a curated record. Lineage: Eukaryota; Viridiplantae; Streptophyta; Magnoliopsida; Poales; Poaceae. Gene Ontology annotation, molecular function: sequence-specific DNA binding; protein dimerization activity; DNA-binding transcription factor activity. Gene Ontology annotation, cellular component: nucleus. Gene Ontology annotation, biological process: regulation of DNA-templated transcription.